UUGUUACGUGCAAUGUUGUGAGACCAGACACCUGUUAGGGAGGCGUUAUCGGGAACGGGUGAGACGGCAUGCUGGUCGUCUACUCCAGAAGACUGGAAGCAUGGAUAAGAGCUGGGAAACUUUCUGAAGUAUUGUAGCAGGUUGAACAUUGCUGUGUCACAGAGCCAGAAGUUGUCCAUUACGAAUGGGAUUUUGUUGGGGCUUCUAGACAUCACGUGACUCCGUGAAGACGUAGACUGACGAUGCGUCUGUCAGAGCGCUACCUCGUGACGUGUCUGUUCGUGCAGCUGGCGCUGCUGUCGUUGUACGUCAUGAGAGGACGCCUACAGACGGGACUGGCAAACAUAUCAAACUUAUCCAAUAUGCGUGUGUGUAAAAAGACGUAUGGUAACCGCAGAAGAAUUCAGAAAAAAUUCUGAUUUGAAAAUUGGAAAUCCAUUAAUUGAUAAUUAUGGAAAAAACGACCCCCGGGCGGUGGGAGAAAAUGGACGGGGAGUUGCGUUCGAGUCCGAUGACAUGGAGAAGGUUCGAAAUGUUCUCGAAACGCAUCGAGUGAAUACUCUUGCUAGUGACAGAAUUCCACUCAACAGGAUUGUGCCGGAUUCGCGGUUCCAAGAAUGCAAGGACGUCUCCUAUGACCACGACCUCCCCACUGCCUCCAUUAUCAUCCCAUUCCACAACGAGUGGCCCUCCAUCCUGCUGAGGACUGUCUACAGCAUCAUCAACAGGACGCCCAGGCACCUGCUGCAGGAGAUCCUGCUGCUGGAUGACGACAGUACCAUGUCAGAACUUAAAGGCAAUUUAAGCACAUAUGUGUCUGAGAAGUUCCCCGAAGGUCUGGUGCGAGUCGUGCGCAUGCCCGGGAGAAUGGGCCUUAUCAAGGCCCGACAAAUGGGAUGGAAGAUGGCUGAGGGUGACGUUAUUGUCAUAUUUGAUAGUCACAUGGAGGUGAAUAUCGACUGGCUACAGCCCCUGUUGACCGAGAUAAAGAAGGACCGGAAGACGGUGGCUCUCGGAACACUGGACUACAUACAGGCGGACACCAUGCAGUACACGUGGCAUGAAAACUACGUCACCCGCUACGGCUUUGACUGGAGACUCAUCUUCUUUGAGACUUUCUUCCGGCCUGACCAUUAUGGAGAAGGAAACCACAGCCCAAAACCGGGCUCGGUGAUGGUGGGUACGGCUUAUGCCGUGGACAAAACAUACUUCGCGGAAAUCGGCGGCUUUGAUGAGAAAAUGAAGGUUUGGGGAGGCGAGAACCUGGAGAUUGCCUGGCGGGUGUGGAUGUGCGGCGGGCGGCUCGUGCAUCUCCCCUGCAGCAAGGUGGGGCACAUCGCCCGGGUCCAGCCCUACAAGUUCCCGGAGGGUCGGCGAGAGACAGAGGUGUUCAACUACAAGCGGGCUGUGGACGUGUGGAUAGACCCGCCCUACAAGAAGUUCAUCUACGAUUACUUCCCUGAGAUGGAGUCUAUGGAUGUCGGAGACCUGAGUGAACGUCUGGCGUUAAAGGAAAGGCUAGGAUGCAAGAGUUUCACAUGGUUCCUAGAGAAUCACUGGCCUGAACUCAACGUCUAUGAUAAGAAUGCGGUGGCUUGGGGGUCGGCCAGGAAUCCCGCUUCAAACCGUUGCCUAGACAACCACCAGUACUUAUUCCAAGCAGCACAGCCGCUGUUUGCAGAACAGUGUCACUUUCACUAUGCUACACAGGGUUUCACGUGGACGACGGAUGGGUUGUUGCGAACGUCCCUGCAGUGUGUGGUGGUGAAGGAGGUGCAGGUCGGGGGGCAUCCCAUGUUGGAGGACUGUCUCAUUGGAUCACAUGACAAGUGGUCACACGUGAAGGGUGGUAUGCUUCGACACGAGGCCAGCCAACUGUGUCUUGGGAUGGACGAUCAGGGGCUCAUCAUGAACGCCUGUUUCCCAGAGGAUGAAUCUCAGAAGUGGAUCUUUAAUCAUUACAUGUAUAACUCGCAAUAAAGACAAUAAAUUUGGA
This is a messenger RNA of Haliotis rubra (blacklip abalone), 1996 nucleotides long. RefSeq names its product polypeptide N-acetylgalactosaminyltransferase 11-like. Lineage: Eukaryota; Metazoa; Mollusca; Gastropoda; Lepetellida; Haliotidae. Gene Ontology annotation, cellular component: Golgi apparatus. The record is from RefSeq and is a predicted model, not a curated record. Bases 385 to 1980 code for a protein of 531 amino acids. The transcript is spliced from 11 exons.